Molecule: messenger RNA, 4358 nt
Organism: Colossoma macropomum (tambaqui)
Lineage: Eukaryota; Metazoa; Chordata; Actinopteri; Characiformes; Serrasalmidae
Gene: rrbp1a
Product: ribosome binding protein 1a
Exons: 31
Coding region: 276-3926 (1216 amino acids)
Biological process (GO): protein transport
Cellular component (GO): endoplasmic reticulum membrane
Source: RefSeq, a predicted model, not a curated record
ACAUACCCGCUUCUGAGCAGCUGCUGGCCUCUAACUUCGCUCUUUUUCUCUCUCCCAUAGUUUUAGUCUUUGCUGUGAGUUGGUUAGAGUUUAUACUGUGUUGGCUGCUUAAGUAAACCUCGAGAAACGGAUCUGUUUGGCAGCAGAGCGCUUUUAAAUGUCCUGAUUUGGAGAUGCUGAAAAUAAGGGGAACAGAACAGUUAUGUGGAGCGACUGUCUGCCCGCUUCCCUGGAGCCGCUCUGAACAAGUUUGAAAAGGAAGGACGCUUGCGAUCAUGGAUAUCUAUGACCCCCAAACCCUUGGCAUUGUUGUUUUUGGUGGCUUUAUGGUGAUCUCAGCUAUCGGGAUCGCCCUGGUCUCCACUUUCUCCAUGAAGGAGACCUCUUAUGAAGAGGCCUUGGCAAAGCAGCGCCAAGAGUUGGCUAAGACCCAACCCCAGCAGCGGACGGACAAGAAGAAGAAGGACAAGGCAGCUGAAAAGAAGAACCGUGAGAAGAAGAAGAAGGAGGAGAAGCCCAAGGAGUCAGAAACAACUCCUGAUGCCAGUAUAGAAACAACAGAAGACCAGGAUGUUUCUCCAGAGCCUGAAGCCCAAGAGCCAGAGCCUAUGCUUGCUACCAAAUCUGCUCCGGCUCAAGUUGGUAAACCUGCCCCAGCUGUUUCCAUUAAAUCUGUGGAGCCCUCUGCUUCUAACGCCACUCCAAGCUCUGCUUCUAAAUCCACCCCAACUCCUGCCUCUAAAACUUCCCCAACUCCUGCCUCUAAAGCCUCCCCAACUCCUACCUCUAAAACCUCCUCAACUUCUGCCUCUAAAACCUCCCCAAUCCCUGCCUCUAAAACCUCCUCAACCACUGCCUCUAAAACCUCCCCAAUCCCUGCCUCUAAAACCUCCCCAACCGCUGCCGCUAAAACCUCCCCAACCCCUGCUACUAAACCGUCCCCUGUUCUUGCACCGACUGCUCCUGCGCAAUCCCCAGUUUCUGCCCCCACCUGUCCUGCCCCUACAGAGGCUUCAUCUGCCACUUCCCCCAAGGACAAGAAGAAAAAGGAGAAGAAAGUUGCCAAGGUGGAGCCAGCCCCGACCCAGGCACCACCUGUUGUCAUGCUGGAAACCGUGGUUAAAGAGGUUCCUGUGAUGGCGGUGCCUCCAGGGGAAUCCCAGAAGAGUGUUCCUGUGGCCGAGGCUCUGGCUAAAGCAGAGAAGCCAAAGCCAUCAGCUCCAUCCAAGAAGAAAGCAGGAUCAAAGAAGAGCACAGAAUCUGCAGUAGCAGUGGAUGCUGUGGAUGCUCCUCUACAUCUGUCUUACAAGACCCUGCUGUCCACACUGAAGAGCAUGAUGUUCAGUGAAAGUGAAGCCCAGCAGCUCGUUGAGAUCUUGUCUGAAAAGGCUGGAGUACAGGACACCUGGCACACGGCCACUCAGAAGGGAGAUCCAGUGACUGUGUUGAAGAAACAGCUGGAAGAGAAGGAGAAGCAGGUGUCUGCUGCACAGGAAGACGCUACUGCUGCCAAGAACCGCCUGAGAGAGCUGUCUAAAGAGCUGUCCGCAGAGAAGUCGAAGGUGGCUUCAGUGGAGACCCGGCUGAGCUCUCAGCUGAGUAAGCGUGAGCAGGAGAUGAUUGCUCUGCAGGCCCGCAUGCAAGCCAGCUACCAGGACCAUCUCGCUGAGACGCAGCAGCUCAAUGCUAAAGUUGCAGCUCUGCAGGAGCAGCUGGAGAAAGGCCCCAAUGCUCAGCUUGCCCGUCUGCAGCAAGAGAAUUCCAUUCUCCGAGACGCCCUCAACAAAGCCACCAGCCAGACAGACAGCAAACAGAAUGCUGAGCUGGCUAAGCUGCGACAGGACUGCGCCAGGCUGAAUAAGGAGCUGAGUGAGAAGACAGAGGCCUUACGUUCAGAGGAACAGCUCAGGAAGAGUCUGGAGACUAAGGCCACUGUUGCUGAGAAACAACUUUGUCAGCUUCAGACGUGCAGGGUGUCCAGUGAGCAGGCCCUGCAGCGGAGGCUAGAAGAGGUGAGUGAGGAGCUGAGGAAGGCUCAGAGCAGCAACAGCAGCCUGCAGACACAGUUGGGGCAGGCUCAGCGAGACAGCGUCGCCCUCACAGAGGUGCGUGGGCGCGUGGCUGCCCUGGAGGUGGAGCUGAGGGAGCAGGUGGGGCAAGUGGAGGGCCUGCGGGCGCAGUUGAGCCAGGCUGAGCUGGAGAACAGGCAGCUGCAGGAACAACUGGGCUCCGUCCGCACACUGCUGGAGGCCAGCCAGAGCAAGGAGCAGGAGCAAAACACUGAGGCUGUGGUGUCAGAGCUGGAGGAAGCAAAAAACAGCCUGAAGCAGAAAGAGAGCAGGGUGGCUUUGCUUGAAGAGGAACUGACUCAGCUGAGAGAUACAGUCACUAGGCUGGAAAAGGCUGCAACAGAGACAGAGCCACCAUCAAACAAUGAGAACCAAAGCCAAAUUGAAUCACUACAAGAGGAGCUCAGAAGCCUGACAGAGGAAUUGGAAAGGCUCAAAACUGCUGAAAACAGAGCAGCAGAGGUAGAGCAUUUACAGAAAAGUUUAAAGGAGAAAGACAACCAAAUAGCAUCACUUCAGGAAGACCUUGAACAGUUCAAGCAACACCUCGAGCGCAGCAAACAUGAAAGCACAACAAAGCUUGAACAAAUGCAAAACAGCUUGAGAGAGAGGGAAGCUCAGUUUUACUCGCUUGAAGAGGAACUGAAGCAGCAUAAAGAGCACAACACAAGUCAGGUGAACGCCUCAGCACAGCUGGAGUCUCUGCAGAACAGUCUAAGUGAGAAAGAAAGGCUCGUAACAGCUUUACAGGAAAAGCUGCAAUACCUGACUGAGGAAGCACACCAGGCGAGGGAAAAGAGUGAACACAACACAGAGGAUCUGCAGGCAUUCCAGACUGAGACCAUCAGUGCACUACAGUCACUUUUCCCACACAUCAACAUAAACACCAAACAGGACAAAUGGUUACAAGAGUUUUCAGAGAAAGCACAGGAGACUCUGAGUGCAAGAGAACAGUGCCUAGAAUCACAACAAAGCAAAGUGACAGAGCUGCUGGGGAGACUGAGUGAGGUUCAGGAGAGUCAGAGCACACUACAGGCAGACUGUGAACAGUACAGGAACGUACUGGCGGAAACGGAGGGAAUGCUCAAAACCCUUCAGAGGAGUGUAGAGGAGGAGGAGGUUGGGUGGAGGACCAGGGUCACAGAGUUGGAGGAGCAGCUGAGGAGGGCAUUGCAGAAGGUGCAGGUGUUGGAGGAGACGACAGAGAACCUAAGAGCUGAGAACAAGACCACAGAGCAGCUCAAGGAACAUGUGGUGCUUCUGGAGGCCCAGCUGGAGAAACAGCAUCAGUCUGAUUCCUCCAACAACCUAAGCCACUCUGAGGAGAUGGAACAGCUGAAGCAGCUGCUAUCAGAAUCUGAACACCAGCUACAGACAGCCCAGAAAGAGGCACUUUCACACCGAGAGGAGCUCGCACAGGUCAGGCAGCAGCUGAGCCAGAUGAAGGAGUAUGCAGAGAAAGGGGUGGAGAAUGGCCAGCCUGAGCCAUGUCAGGUUCAGGCUGAGUUGGAACAGACUGUGGAGAUGCUGCAGGCAGAGCAGGCUCUGAAGCAACAGCUUUCUGAGCAAGCAGAGCAGGCUCACAGGGCAGUUGCUGAACUUCAGAUCCAACUCGAUCUGCUGAGGGCAGCUGGGGAAAACCCCUCAGACACAGAAGAUGUGACUGAGCUUAAGGAGCGUCUGGAAAAGGAGAGGAAGUUGACCAAAGACUUGGGCCAAGCAGCAACCAAACUCCAGCAGCUGCUGAGGAGCAGUCAGGACCAGCUCGCCAAAGAGAAGGAAACUGUCAGGAUCCUUCAGGAGAAACUGCAAGAAAAGGAGGAAGGCACAGAACUGAAGGAAGGCACUUCGGUCUGAGUUGGAGGACACUACAUUUAGCCAAAACUGCCUUAAAAUGACCAAAAUAUUGCAUUCCUGAGUAUUUCCUUGUACUGUAGGUAGGCCACAACAAUUGCACCCAUCUAAGAAAUCUGAUAUCUUUAACUUUGUUUAGGAUUUAUGCUGGAACGUUUUUUACUCUUGUCAAAAAAUGAACAUUCCAUUGAGAAACUUCUGGCUAUGUCAGAAACAAUUACUUUAACUGCCUUAUAUUUCGUAAUAUCUUGUUCUGCCCUCUUGUUCAGUGUUAAAAGGGAAAUUGUCUGUACAUUAAAUGUACAUCAACUAGUGCAAUUACUUUUGUUUCAUGGUACAGACAGAACACCUGGAGUGCCCCCUGCUGUCUGUAGCUGGCCAGACCCCACUGUAUAAAUUUGAUAAUGAAUAAAUUAAAAUGGCUUAUUGCUUUAA